GACGGUCCCAGCGAUCAGAGGCGGCGCCGAGCCUGGGGGCGGUUCCUUGGCAGCGCCGGUUCGAGUCGCAGCCAGACUUUUGCUCCUGGGCUCGGUUUGCAUCAUCCCCAUCACACCCUCGGGGAAGAGGAGACAGCCCCCUUUCCAGCCUCAGCUUCCGGCCGAGCGACCCCUCCCUCUCCGGGUCUCCCCAGGCCCUUCUCCCAUCUUCCUCCUCACUGUACCCCCUCUGCAGCGCUCGCUGCCCCUAGCUGCCCUCCUCCAUCCCUUGUUGGAUGUUGCCCACUCUUUAAGGAAGGAUGGUUGAUUUGGAGAGCGAAGUGCCCCCUCUGCCUCCCAGGUACAGAUUUCGGGAUUUGCUGCUAGGGGACCAAGGCUGGCAAAAUGAUGACAGAGUUCAAGUUGAAUUCUACAUGAAUGAAAACACAUUUAAAGAGAGAUUAAAAUUGUUUUUCAUAAAAAACCAACGAUCAAGUCUAAGAAUCCGAUUGUUCAACUUUUCCCUCAAAUUGCUAAGCUGCUUAUUAUAUAUUAUCCGUGUGCUGCUUGAGAAACCUUCACAGGGAAAUGAAUGGUCUCACAUAUUUUGGGUUAACAGAAGUCUACCUUUAUGGGGUUUACAGGUCUCAGUGGCAUUGAUCAGUCUGUUUGAAACAAUACUCCUUGGUUAUCUCAGUUAUAAGGGAAAUAUCUGGGAACAGAUUUUACGAAUCCCAUUCAUCUUGGAAAUAAUCAAUGCGGUCCCCUUCAUUAUCUCAUUUUUGCUUGUUUUUCAGAUAUUCUGGCCUACCUUAAGGAAUCUAUUUGUCCCAGUUUUUCUAAACUGUUGGCUUGCCAAACAUGCCUUGGAAAAUAUGAUUAAUGAUCUUCAUAGAGCCAUUCAGCGAACACAGUCUGCAAUGUUUAAUCAAGUUUUGAUUUUGAUAUCUACACUACUAUGCCUUAUCUUCACCUGCAUUUGUGGAAUUCAGCAUCUGGAACGAAUUGGCAAGAAACUCAAUCUCUUUGACUCCCUUUAUUUCUGCAUUGUGACAUUUUCUACUGUGGGCUUUGGGGAUGUCACUCCUGAAACAUGGUCCUCCAAGCUUUUUGUUGUUGCUAUGAUCUGCGUUGCCCUUGUGGUACUCCCCAUACAGUUUGAACAAUUGGCCUAUUUGUGGAUGGAGAGACAAAAGUCAGGUGGAAACUAUAGUCGUCACAGAGCUCAGACUGAAAAGCACGUUGUCCUGUGUGUCAGCUCAUUGAAGAUUGACUUACUUAUGGAUUUUCUAAAUGAAUUCUAUGCACAUCCAAGACUGCAGGAUUAUUAUGUGGUGAUUUUGUGUCCUACGGAGAUGGAUGUGCAAGUUCGGAGGGUGCUGCAGAUUCCAAUGUGGUCCCAGAGAGUCAUCUACCUUCAAGGCUCAGCCCUUAAAGAUCAGGAUCUCCUAAGAGCAAAGAUGGACAAUGCAGAGGCCUGUUUCAUCCUGAGCAGCCGCUGUGAAGUAGACAGGACAUCAUCUGAUCACCAAACAAUUUUGAGAGCAUGGGCUGUGAAAGAUUUUGCUCCAAAUUGUCCUUUGUAUGUUCAGAUACUAAAACCGGAAAAUAAAUUUCACAUCAAAUUUGCAGAUCAUGUUGUUUGUGAAGAAGAGUUUAAAUACGCCAUGUUAGCUUUAAACUGUAUAUGCCCAGCAACAUCUACACUUAUUACACUACUGGUUCAUACCUCUAGAGGGCAAGAAGGGCAGCAGUCGCCAGAACAGUGGCAGAAGAUGUACGGGAGGUGCUCGGGAAAUGAAGUCUAUCACAUCGUUUUGGAAGAAAGUACAUUUUUUGCUGAAUACGAAGGGAAGAGUUUUACUUAUGCCUCUUUCCAUGCACACAAAAAGUUUGGUGUCUGCUUGAUUGGUAUUAGGAGGGAGGAUAAUAAAAACAUUUUGCUGAAUCCAGGUCCUCGAUAUAUUAUGAAUGCUUCAGACAUAUGUUUUUAUAUUAACAUUACCAAAGAAGAAAAUUCAGCAUUUAAGAACCAAGACCAGCAGAGAAAAAGCAAUGUGUCAAGGUCAUUUUAUCAUGGACCUUCCAGAUUACCUGUCCACAGCAUCAUUGCCAGCAUGGGUACUGUGGCUAUAGACUUACAAGACACAAGUUGUAGGGUAGCAAGUGGCCCCACCCUGGCUCUUCCUUCAGAAGGAAGCAAAGAAUUAAGAAGACCUAGUAUUGCUCCUGUUUUAGAGGUUGCUGAUUCAUCAUCAAUUCAAACAUGUGAUCUUCUAAGUGAUCAAUCAGAAGAUGAAACUACACCAGAUGAAGAAACUUCAAAUUUAGAGUAUGCCAAGGGCUACCCACCUUACUCUCCUUACAUAGGAAGUUCACCUACUUUUUGUCACCUACUUCAAGAAAAAGUGCCCUUCUGCUGCUUAAGAUUAGACAAGAGUUGCCAGCAUAACUACUAUGAGGACGCAAAAGCCUAUGGAUUCAAAAAUAAACUAAUUAUAGUUGCAGCUGAAACAGCUGGAAAUGGAUUAUAUAAUUUUAUUGUACCUCUCAGGGCAUAUUAUAGACCAAAGAAAGAAUUAAAUCCCAUAGUUCUGCUAUUGGAUAACCCGCCAGAUAUGCAUUUUCUGGAUGCAAUCUGUUGGUUUCCAAUGGUUUACUACAUGGUGGGCUCUAUUGACAACCUAGAUGACUUGCUCAGGUGUGGAGUGACCUUUGCAGCCAACAUGGUGGUGGUGGACAAAGAGAGCACCAUGAGUGCAGAGGAGGAUUACAUGGCAGAUGCUAAAACGAUUGUGAAUGUGCAAACACUUUUCAGGUUGUUUUCCAGUCUCAGUAUUAUCACUGAGCUUACUCACCCAGCAAAUAUGAGAUUCAUGCAAUUCAGAGCCAAGGACUGUUACUCUCUUGCACUUUCAAAACUGGAAAAGAAAGAGCGAGAGCGAGGUUCUAACCUGGCCUUUAUGUUUCGACUGCCUUUCGCAGCAGGACGAGUGUUCAGCAUCAGCAUGUUGGACACACUUCUGUACCAGUCAUUUGUGAAAGAUUAUAUGAUUUCUAUCACCAGACUUCUGUUGGGACUGGACACCAUACCAGGAUCGGGGUUUCUUUGUUCUAUGAAAAUCACUGAAGAGGACUUGUGGAUCAGAACAUAUGCCAGACUCUACCAGAAGUUGUGUUCUUCUACUGGAGAUGUUCCUAUUGGGAUCUACAGGACAGAAUCUCAGAAAUUAACUACAUCUGAGUCUCGAGAAAUAGCAUCCCAAUCUCAAAUAUCCAUCAGUGUGGAAGAGUGGGAAGACACCAAAGAUGCCAAAGAACCAGGACACCACCGCAGCAUUCACCGCAACUCCACCUCUAGCGACCAGUCGGACCACCCCUUGCUUCGGAGGAAGAGCAUGCAGUGGGCACGAAGGCUGAGCAGAAAAGGCCCAAAGCACUCUGGAAAGACUGCAGAAAAAAUAACCCAGCAGCGGCUGAACCUCUACAGGAGGUCUGAAAGACAGGAGCUUGCCGAACUUGUGAAAAAUAGGAUGAAACACCUGGGCCUUUCCACGGUGGGCUACGAUGAAAUGAAUGAUCAUCAAAGCACCCUGUCCUACAUCCUGAUUAAUCCAUCUCCAGACACCAGGCUUGAGCUCAAUGAUGUUGUAUACUUGAUCCGACCAGAUCCAUUGUCCUACCUUCCAAACAGUGAACCCAGUAGGAAGAACAGCAUCUGCAAUGCCGCUGUUCAAGAUUCUCGGGAGGAAACUCAACUCUGAUGAAAACAAAAUACGAGACUUUAUUUUCCCUAAGGGAUCUUGCUUGAAUUCACUAAAAUGUUGUAGAUGGUCCUAAAGAACUGACUGGAAUGUAUUCAAUUUCUCACCUUUCUUCUAUUUAAAAACCAAAUCUCUUGUCUCAGAAAUACAGAUCAUUUUGAAACUUAAUGUGGUAUUUAUUGACAUUUCCCUGGUUAGUAUUUAAAUUUUAUCAGUGGAAGAUUCUGAAUAUGAGCAUAAAAUACAGAAGUUAAAAUCUGAUAUUUAACUGUUUAAGAAUAAUCAGCACUAUAUGCAUCCUAAUUUAAAAUAUUACUAAGAGUGUAUGAAAAUAAAGAAAUCCACAUAUAGUCAGUGUAUCACUAGGGCACUGAAGUAUCUUUUUCUCCUUAUAAAUAUGUCAUUAUAUUAUUUAAAUUUGCUGUUUCUAAAAUUGAGCCCAUUAAGAAUGUAUGCUUAUCUCUAUCUAGAGAUUAACCAUUAACUUCUGUGGCUGACUUCUGCCUAGGUAGGAAUCAUAGUUUAGAGUCAUUUAAUGUCUGUCUUUCCAUAUAUUAUUGUGUUCAUUUUAGAAUCUGAGAUAUCCAUAGCAUGUUUAAUUAUUCAGAAGAAACUAAAACAUAAAGAAGUAUUAAUUACCUGGGCUUUUUGGUAACUUCAUAUUUAAUGGACAUUUUAUGCCAAGAAAUGUUUACUUAAGAGAAAAUAUUUUUGUUCUCCUAAAAAAUAACUAACAUACAGAAUACACUACAUAUCUUUUCAGCUAACAUGAAUGUGAGAAUUGAAAAAUUACCUGUAUAUAACAGAUGAGCAGUGAUGACUUCCAUUACUGUUGGCUUUAGUAUUUUCCAUUUAGCUAUAUAACAAAUUUCAUUAGGAAAACGGAUCAAAGUUAAAAGAAGAGUAUUUAUAUAUUUUAUGAACCACAGGGACACUUUUAAGACCUUUAGCAUUCUCCAAAUGUCUUUGAUAUUAAAUAGUCACACUUAAAAUCUGAUUUAAUAUAAAAUAAUCAAACAUAUCUCUACUUUACCAGUGUAAGGAAAUGUCAUUAACAGAUAUUUAUUGUAUUUUAAACUAAAUAUAACCUUUUCAGAAUUUGACAUAAAUUGAAUAUAACUAAUACCUUUGAUUUUAUUCCCUACUUUUCUCUUGACAAAUACAGCAAAGCAUGAGAAUGAAUACAUAUACAGUUUGCCAAAUCUGUAAUAAAGUGUUCCAUGAGAGAUAUGUUGGCAUAUUUCAAAAAUAAAAAUUGUAAUUUUUAACUAUUUAUUUUCUUUUUUCUUUUUGGUUUUUCGAGACAGGGUUUCUCUGUAUUGUUUUGGAGGCUGUCCUGGAACUCCCUCUGUAGACCUGGCUGGCCUCGAACUCACAGAGAUCCUCCUGCCUCUGCCUCCUGAGUGCUGGAAUUAAAGGCAUGUGCCACCAACGCCCAGCAAUUUUUAUCUAUUUCUUUAGUCAUGAACUUGACAAUUGCAGCAUAAAAUAAUCCAUGUAAGAAAUGGAAUAUUUUUUUCCUUUCUUAUCAUAUUGAAACAGAUCAUAGAAAAAUUUUAAAGAUGAAAUCUGUCAUCCUCCCAAUAAUUGUACAGAAAAAAUAGAGUUGAAUCACAUCUUCUAGCCAUUUUACAAUUUGACUAGAGAAUAUAGAAUGUCUUUUUUUUUUACUAGUACUUUAUAUUACCCAUAACUUAGAAUAAGAAAAACAUAAAGAAUUCCCUCAAAAUAGGGAGAUAUUCUCUAGUAUUCAGAGAAAUUUGGUUAGAGCAAGUUACUUCAAAUUGAGAGCAUGCCUUAAAAAGUCAUGAUUGUAUGCAAAUGUGUGUAUAUGUUAUAAAUGUGAAAUACAUUUGAAAGACCUCACAUGAUGUUAUAAUUGAAGGCAGAAUUAAAUUAAUGUAUGCAGUUGAUAAAACACUGAAUAUGCUGACUUAUUUCACAUUUGGAUAUAAGUAGUCAAGUAUGAUAUUUCUUUAGAUUGACAUUUUUUUAUUCCAUUACAUUUCUUUUAGGAAUAAAUGUCAGAUUUUAAAAGCCUUCUAUUUCCCAAUGAGCUUUGAAGUUUAGUAUUUUUGCAAUAUGACAGUUGCUAAGACUAGUAUUUUAAGCUAGGAUAUGAUUAUAUUUCCUAUAAAAUUAGAAAUUUUGUUUCAUAAAUUCUAAAGUAAUUAUUUUUGAUUAUGAGUAUUAGUCCUAAUUUAAUAUUUGAAAAAAUUAAUAUUGCUUGCUAUAACAAUGAUAGUUUAUAGACUUUCCAGUUACUUAAAGAAUAAAUGAUGCUUAUUAAAGUCUUUCAACAAACUGUUGCCUUUUUGAAAAAAUUACAUGCACAUGAAGAUAAAACAUGAAGUAAUUGUCCUCUUAGCCCUUCAGUUGGUUUGGUUUAUUGUCUAUGUGCCAUUUUGCUACCAAUUUCUUUGAAUUGCUUUAAAAAUAGAUAAUAAUAAAAUUAUUUCUGAAGAUGAUGAAAAUCCCUUGGGUUUUUUUUAAUGGCAGAACUUUGUUUUGACCAAUUAUGUUUGAAACUGUUAAAGUACUUUUGUCAUUUUUACAUACCAAGCCCCAAAUAAAUGUGAAAGUAAUUCAUUGGAAUGGAAUGAAAAA
Molecule: messenger RNA, 6350 nt
Organism: Mesocricetus auratus (golden hamster)
Lineage: Eukaryota; Metazoa; Chordata; Mammalia; Rodentia; Cricetidae
Gene: Kcnt2
Product: potassium sodium-activated channel subfamily T member 2
Exons: 29
Coding region: 300-3743 (1147 amino acids)
Biological process (GO): potassium ion transport
Cellular component (GO): membrane
Molecular function (GO): intracellular sodium-activated potassium channel activity
Source: RefSeq, a predicted model, not a curated record